AACACAAAAUCUUAAACGACAAACAAUUUCGGAGAAAAGGCCUAUUCGAAGUUCCAGUGCUGCUGCGUGAAAUUGGUCAGGAAAAUGUCUGGUGUUCUUGUGAAAAAUCGUCCAUCCCACAGCUUGGUGGGUGCUUGGAAAAACAAGUUAGAAUUCCGCCAAGUUUUCGAUUGGAUUUAUGGGAAUUUUGCCUCCCAGUCGACAUACCGGAAGUCCCUCAAUCGCCUGAAGAUGUGGAAGGGUCGCUUAAUGUCCCUCACACCUGGUGGCAUCAUGGCAACCCUCACAAUCCUCGAAGUUACGCUGAAAGACAAAGAGUCCAAUCUCGCAGAAAACGAUCUCCGGACAAUGUACUCCACGGCAAUUGUACGCUUCCUGAACUACAUCCACUCAACGACAAGGAGUGCCAAGUCACUCUACAGUGUGGCUAAGGAGCUGGGAUUGUCCCCGUAUGUAGUGGAUUUGAGGCAUUCAUGUUCCCAUGGGCAAACUAUGCCCUCCCUCAGGACCUUCCGGCAAGUCUUUUCUUACCUCCUGAACUGGCUAAAAUCCUUCUACUGGGAGCCUCAGCUGAGGAUCAUGCAGAAUGCCAAAAUAGAGGAUGUCAAAAGAAAUAACAAGACGGCUUUUGAGAGGACUCUCCGGAUGCUCUUUAUUGCCUAUGAUGGAGUCACUGAAGGAUUGCGCAGGAAGAAGGAAACCCUGGGAGAGAUUUCUCAAGAAAUCGUUAACAAGGAAUUCCUUCAAUGGGCAGAGAGUGCUUCUCAAGGGCAAAAGCUUCCUGAGAUCGCGGAAAAUCUGCUUUCCAGCAUCUUUGCGGCUGUCAGCGCUGAACAGCAAGUCCGGGAGAUCGCCCAACUCUUCACCGAAGCCUUCCUCGAGUGUGACAAUCUCAUAAAAUCCCCAGCAAUUGAAAAUGAAGCAGAAGACACAAUCAGUGUUACUGAGAUCCAUCAGAUGUUCUUCCGGAAGACUGCCGAAUGGGCUUUUAUCCCAAAUUGUCUCACUGCGCUAAUUGAUGUAGCAGAAGACCCCUUGGAGAAUCGCCCAAGGCGUCUAGGGGCAGCUUUCUGGUGUGAACGCCUGAUUGAGAGCUUCUUGGCAUUCCAGGAACUCAAGCGAGUCUACAAGAACAAUCGAGAUGCUGAUCCCACUGUCUCGCAUGAUUUCGCCUCAAUCAACUCCCACAAAGUCGAGAAAGUCCUCCUGGAGGCUUACGAGGAGAUGGGAAUCGUUCCGGAAACUUCUCUGAUCUUCAGUGAUUCCCAUCGACGUCCCUGGAGCUUGAGAUUUAGCCGGGAAUUCAUCAAGAAGAGAGCACUAUCAGCUUCGGAAGUGACAGUGAAAAUUCUUGAGAAUUGCUUCCAACUGGCAGAUCCUCCCUUUGAGGCCAAGGAGCAGGAGAAUCUCGUGAAAAUUGCCAAAAAAGUUUUCUCAUUGGAAGAAUCGGCAGAACCGCUGAACGAUGGAAAGAUCUAUACUCUGGAAGAUGUUCUGGGGAAGGACAAUGGAUCGAGCAAGCAGGAGAAAAACUAUGGAAUUUGGUCCGAAGCACCUUCAGAGAUCAAUUGGGGUUCCUUUCCCUUGGGACAAUUGCCGUGGUAGAAUAUUAUAAAAGACUGUAAUAUUUUUUCCUCAUAAUCCUUCAUGUCAUUCUUUAAAAAAUUAGGAUUUCAGAGCUACAGUGUAAUAAAUGAUUUUAUAAUUUCCAA
Molecule: messenger RNA, 1712 nt
Organism: Phlebotomus papatasi
Lineage: Eukaryota; Metazoa; Arthropoda; Insecta; Diptera; Psychodidae
Exons: 2
Coding region: 85-1605 (506 amino acids)
Biological process (GO): maturation of 5.8S rRNA; maturation of LSU-rRNA
Cellular component (GO): Las1 complex; preribosome, large subunit precursor
Molecular function (GO): endonuclease activity
Source: RefSeq, a predicted model, not a curated record